AUGGUUGAACCAGGAUCGCCGCACAGGCUAUCAACCAUCACUCUCCGCGAGAUCACAGAAGACAACUGGCGGCCUGUGGCGAACCUCAUAGUGCUGCCAACACAACAAGGCAGCCUCGCACCAAAUCCAAUGUCAAUGGUCGAAGCCCACUAUUCGGAGGAUUCCUGGAUGCGGGCCGUAUUUCCGGACGAAACAAUCGUCGGCUUCCUGAUGAUGGCUUUGUGGCCGCCGACCGACGGCUAUGAUAUCUGGCGGUUCAUGAUCGACCAUCGCUAUCAACACUUGGGGUUUGGAAAAACUGUGGUGGGCAUGGCGAUUGAGCAUGUGAGGAAGACAUAUCCGUCUGCGAAGAGAAUAGGGGUAAUGUCUACGCCAAAGGAAGGGAGAGACACUGUCAAGGCCGAGGACUCGCCGUUCCUAUUCUACGAGAGGCUGGGCUUUCGGCAGACUGAGCCUCCAGAUGAAGAUGGCGACGUGAUGAUGAAGAUGGAUUUGUGA
This is a messenger RNA of Zasmidium cellare ATCC 36951, 498 nucleotides long. RefSeq lists its product as uncharacterized. The record is from RefSeq and is a predicted model, not a curated record. Bases 1 to 498 code for a protein of 165 amino acids. The transcript has a single exon. Gene Ontology annotation, molecular function: acyltransferase activity, transferring groups other than amino-acyl groups. Lineage: Eukaryota; Fungi; Ascomycota; Dothideomycetes; Mycosphaerellales; Mycosphaerellaceae.